AAACUUCCUUCACAAUAGCAAUGCUCAACAGUUUUGCGCUGCUCCACGUAGCAUGAAUGCCACGGUAAAUGCUGCACGGCCAAUGCAGAGGACAGAUUGACUAUGCAGCUCCUUUAACUCUAACUCGUGCUUGCUUGACAAUACAAUAUUUCACAACAAGAGGGUUGUUGUCUUUUUUAAAUAUAUUUUUUUGUACAUGUAGGCAAAUAUAACCAACAGGCCUGAAUGGAAUUGUAUCCAUACGAACGAUUCUGAAACCAUGUUCCCGACUAACUUUGCAUGGGGCGCGGCUACAUCCGCUUAUCAAAUCGAAGGAGGCUGGAAUGUGGAUGACAAGGGACCGAGCAUUUGGGACACGUUCUGUCACAAGGGGGGCAGACUAGUGUUCGAGGGCCAGAGUGGAGAUGUCACCUGUAACAGCUAUGAGCUCUGGGAAGAGGACCUCCGGUGUAUCCGUCAGCUAGGCCUGACCCACUACCGCCUGUCUCUGUCCUGGUCCCGCCUGCUACCGGAGGGGAUAACACGGCAUGUCAAUCAAAAAGGUUUGCGAUACUACAACAAAGUGAUCAAUGAUUUGGUGGCUAGUGACGUGUUGCCCAUGGUUACUCUGUACCACUUUGACCUGCCACAAGCUCUCCAGGACCAGGGAGGUUGGAAAUCACCUGAGAUUGCGGCCAUCUUUGACAGCUACGCCCGCUUCUGCUUUGAAUCGUUCGGGGAUCGUGUGAAACUGUGGAUCACGUUGAACGAGCCAUACGUGUGCGCUAAACUGGGCCACGAGGAUGGCAUCUUUGCCCCGGGGGUAAAAGAACCAGGGAUGGCUGCCUACCUGGUGGGCCACAACAUGCUACGUGGCCACGCCAGGGCCUGGCACAGCUACAAUGUCCUCUACAGGGCAAAACAGGGUGGCUCGGUGUCCUUAGCGAUUAAUAGCGACUGGGCUGAACCGUUGGAUCCGGCCAGUCCACAUGACACGGCCGCCACCGAACGCUACCUGGCCUUUACACUAGGGUGGUUUGCCUGGCCCCUGUUUGUCACUGGAGACUACCCAGAAGUGAUGAGGUCUAGUAUUGAGGUCAGAAGCAAAGAACUGGGUUACCAAGAAGGUUCUAGACUGCCCAGGUUCUCUAAAGACGAGCCUAGUCUUCUCGGCACGGCUGACUUUUUUGCGUUGAACUACUAUACGUCUCGGAGGGUGAAGCCAGGGGAAUGUUGUCCAGGGGUGUUGGGGUUGAAGAGUGACCAGGAUGCAGAGGGGGUGGUGGACCCAUCCUGGCCGGUAUGUGGGGUGUCAUGGCUGGCUGUGGUUCCUGACGGCUUGAGGAAACUGCUGAAGUACAUUAAGGACACAUUCAACAACCCUGCGGUCUACAUCACAGAAAAUGGCUUCUCCCAGGUGGGGCCAGUGGACAUGGAUGAUUUCAAGCGUUGUGGGUUUUACCAUGACAUCAUCCAGGAACUAGCCAGAGCUCUCCGAGAGGAUGGUGUUGACGUGCGAGGCUAUUUUGCCUGGUCUCUCCUGGAUAACUUUGAAUGGGCCGACGGGUUCAGCGUACGUUUUGGCCUGUUCCACGUGGACUUCUCUCGACCGGAGCGACCACGGACUGCGUACCGCUCUGGAAGGGAGUAUGCCGGCAUAAUUUCAAAGUACAGAUCUCAGACCAUGGUAAAUAUCUAAACAGCCAAUGGGCACAGUGUUAAUCAGCCAAUAACAGCAAUUUUUUUUGCUCAAUGUUCUGUUCUAAUCGACUGCAACCAAGCUUGGUCCAUUGCAAUUUUCCUACAGGCAAUUUUGAAUUGAAGCCCAUCUGAAACAGAUUGUAGCUCCACUUUUCUCUGUCAACCCUGAAAAGGUUUUGUUAAACAGUGCUAAGCUUAUUCUGCUUCCUUCGCAAUAAAGUGAUUUUUGUCUGAUUUCU
Messenger RNA from Oncorhynchus kisutch (coho salmon), 1919 nucleotides. It is a transcript of the gene gba3, whose product is annotated as glucosidase, beta, acid 3. Gene Ontology annotation, cellular component: cytosol. The transcript is spliced from 5 exons. NCBI's taxonomy places the organism in Eukaryota, Metazoa, Chordata, Actinopteri, Salmoniformes, Salmonidae. The record is from RefSeq and is a predicted model, not a curated record. Gene Ontology annotation, molecular function: beta-galactosidase activity; glycosylceramidase activity. Bases 260 to 1678 code for a protein of 472 amino acids. Gene Ontology annotation, biological process: glycosylceramide catabolic process; carbohydrate metabolic process.